GUUGAACCAAGCUGUUGUGAAUAUAGAUGAGAAACACAAAGAACAAUUUCCUUUAUGGUUCAAAAGAAAAAUUAUGCAGUUAUAUACUAAAGAAAAGUCAACAUCUAUCAAGAAAUUAUAUCCUUUAGCAAUGGGACCUGGUGUGAGUGGAAGAACACAUACUGGUUGUAUUGUAAAUGGUGUUAGGUAUCAUAUUCAACGACACGAUGAAUAACGUAAAAGUCAAAAUUGUGGUAUAGUUGUUGUAGGCUAUCAUGAAAAUGAGGUGAUUGACUUUUAUGGUAUUAUAAUUGACAUCCUUCAGUUAGAGUAUGUUGAGGAAAAUCGAUUUCUCUUAUUCAAAUGCAAGUGGUUUGAUCUCCGCAAGAAAACAGGGAUGCAAAAAGAUAAAAAUUUUACGAGCAUUUGUGUUAAAAGAUUUUGGUAUGAACGUGAUUCUUUUGUACUAGCUACUCAAGCAAAGCAAGUAUUUUACAUUGAUGACCCAAAAUUGGGAGAGAAUUGGCUAAUUGUGCUCAAAUUUCAAGAUAGACACUUAUAUGAUGUGCCUGAGAAAGAAACUUUGGAGAGUGAAAGUGAUGUGUUACAUAUUACAAAUGAGGAAGUGUAUCAAGACAUGUUAUUGGAAAGUAAUUCAAUUGUCUGUGAUACAGUGGAUAUGUUGAGUCAACUACAUAGAGAUGAUGUUGAUUCAGUUAUCUUGGAUGCAAAUGUAAUUGAAUUAGAGGCUCAAAAAGAACAUGAUGUUCAUUAUAAUGAAGAAAAUUCUGACCAGGAGGGUGAAACUAUGAUAGAGUACAUCAGUGAUCAUGAGGAGAAUAGAGGUAAUACUGGUACUGAUGACAAUGAAGCUGAUACAACAAGUGAUGGUGAUGAUAUUGGCUUGUGAAACCUCAUAAUAGUAAGGCAAUUACAUGUUAAUAGCUCUUCUGCAUUAUGUAUAUCAUAUUUGAAAACUGUCAAAGUAGCGGUCUUAUCACUACAAUGAAAUGAAAAUCACUUUUAGUGAAAAUUAUUUGUCGGUACUUAAAGGUAAUAGACAGUAAAGGUCAAGUAGCUUAUCAAGUACUUAAAAUUUAUUAUUUUUAUCUUUCCUUCAUAAUUUAUUUCGCUCCCUACUUUUA
Messenger RNA from Solanum tuberosum (potato), 1124 nucleotides. RefSeq lists its product as uncharacterized. Lineage: Eukaryota; Viridiplantae; Streptophyta; Magnoliopsida; Solanales; Solanaceae. The coding region runs from base 377 to 889 and encodes 170 amino acids. The record is from RefSeq and is a predicted model, not a curated record. The transcript is spliced from 2 exons.